Gigantopelta aegis is the source of this 935-nucleotide messenger RNA. Its product is annotated as guanine nucleotide exchange factor MSS4-like. The transcript has 2 exons. NCBI's taxonomy places the organism in Eukaryota, Metazoa, Mollusca, Gastropoda, Neomphalida, Peltospiridae. Gene Ontology annotation, cellular component: membrane; cytosol. Gene Ontology annotation, biological process: small GTPase-mediated signal transduction; post-Golgi vesicle-mediated transport. Gene Ontology annotation, molecular function: zinc ion binding; guanyl-nucleotide exchange factor activity. The record is from RefSeq and is a predicted model, not a curated record. The coding region runs from base 63 to 458 and encodes 131 amino acids.
UCUACGUAGAUUACUUCCGUGUUACCAAGAUUUUACUAUUUAGUUUUAUUAAAUAAAAGUCGAUGGCAGAUUCAGAGAAUCAGCAACAAAAAGAAGAUGUUGCGGCAUCAGACGAUCAUCGUAUUUUAGAAAACGGUAAAAACAAGACGAACAUUUACUGUCAACAUUGUCCUAGUUUAGUGCUGUCAAUAAACCAGGCGAAAAAGGUUGAGACUGAGUUUGUUUUGCCGCACAUGUUCAAGAAGAGAGUGGAAAGUGAACCAGACGAGGGCGAGACUCUGAGAGACUAUUGGAUGGUGGAAGACAUGUUCACGUUCGACAAUGUCGGCUUCACGAACAGUGUGGGAACAAUCAAGUACUUAAUAUGUGCUGACUGCGAAAUUGGACCAAUCGGCUGGCAUGACUCCACCAACAAAAAGAGAUUCUAUAUAGCCCUGGACCGAGUUAAACAUCAGUGAUUUUAUAUAUGAUGUACGUGUAGGCGAAUAAUGGAAUAUUGGUAGCAGACUUUUAGUUUGAAAUGAAGUAAAAUAACAGAGGGAUGGAAAUACAAAGCAUUUUAUAGUUUUUAAGGGAUCCAAAAUUGUGUUUAGUAAGAUUUUAUAUUAAAACUUACACACACGUGCAUACACAUGCAUGAACGUAUACACACACACACAUGAAUGCAUACACGCACACACACAUUCACGCACACAUACACAUAUCAACAAAACCCAACUAUGUAAGUAGCACAAGUAGCAGAACAUACCAGUAGCAGAAGGGGCCAAUUGCAUUAAAUCACAUUCAAUGAGGGGGAGGGGUAGCAUAAUCAUCAAGUUUGUUUUAUUUAACAACACCACUAGAGCACAUUGAUUCAUUGAUCAUCGGCUAAUUGGGAUGUCAAACAUUUGGUAAUUGUGACAUGUAGUCUUUUGAGAGAAAACCUGCAACAUUUU